Messenger RNA from Anoplophora glabripennis (Asian longhorned beetle), 909 nucleotides. Its product is annotated as protein takeout-like. The transcript is spliced from 6 exons. Lineage: Eukaryota; Metazoa; Arthropoda; Insecta; Coleoptera; Cerambycidae. Bases 126 to 857 code for a protein of 243 amino acids. The record is from RefSeq and is a predicted model, not a curated record.
CGAACGAGGAAGAUACAAGCGAUUUACGCGAGGGUAUUUCAGUAAUUCAAGGCUGAUCGUGUAGACUGUGAUAACCGAUCGUUGCUUGUUUCUUACCUAUUGUUGUUUGAGACUCCUACUUCGCGAUGUACCGUCUACUUUUUGUUUUGGUGACUGUGGCUCUGGCAGCAGACGCGAAAAAGCUUGCAAGCUUCAUCAAACCAUGUAAAAGGAACGAUCCUGAUUUAAAUGGAUGUGCGAAAAGAAAUGGUCUGGAAGCUAUCCCGUAUUUAUUAAAAGGCGACAAAGAAUAUAAAAUUCCAAACUUGAGUCCACUCCAUCUUCCUCAAAUUGACAUCGCCUCAGGUGGAAACUUCAAAAUCAAGUUUAACGAUAUUGUUUUGAGUGGUCUUGAAACAGUCGACUUUAGAGACAUAAAUAUAAAUUUGAAAAAGAAAACCAUACGCGUUACCGUUGCCUUUUCUUCAGUGAAUCUAAAGGGUCAGUAUGAAAUGGAUGGCAGGAUUUUGGUUCUACCUCUAAAAGGAAACGGACCAGCAGAUCUAACGUUCGAUGAUGUGGUAGUAGACUACUUUUUCCAGUUCGAGCUAAUUAAGAAAGGCGAUGGAAAAGAAUACAUCAAUCCCGACAUCAAGCCUGAAAUCAAAUAUACGCUGAGGAAUGCUCAUUACCAUUUUGAUAAUUUGUUCAAUGGAGACAAACUUUUAGGUGACCAAACCAAUGCCUUCUUGAACGAACAUGCCUCAGACGUCAAUGAAGACCUAGGAGAGUCGAUAUCCCAAACUAUCAGUGCUGUGGUGACGAAUAUCAUUCAACGUAUCCUGGCAGUUGUGCCUUACGACGAAAUAUUUAUUUAAUUUAACACAUAUUUAAUUAUUUUGGUUUAUUAAAUGGUUGAGUUUUUAGUUA